GAAAUUGAUUUUUCUCCUGUUUCUAGGGUUAGGUUUUCAAUUUUAAAAUUUUAAUCUCUUCUCCCUCCUUGCACCCAAAAGUAACUUCCUUUUCUCUUUCCUAAGCAUUUCCGAAGGUUGAAUGGGGAAGAAGAAAUCUAAAGAACGAGAGCCCGGCCAAGGAGGUGACCCUGCAUCGUCUCAAUCGGAUAUCUUUAAGACACUGUUCGGCGACGUUGAGGAGCAAAAUACCGUUGCUUCAUCCCUCUUCUCCGAUAGUAAUCCCUUCAGGAGAAAGCCUCAUGAAGAAGCUCUAGGCUCUGGUUCGACUGAAUUCACCAAAGUGCCUAACACAACGGGCUCUGAUACCGUAGAGUUAAAGCAGAGGAAGAGAAAGAAAGGAAUUGCAGAAAGCCCUGCCUCUGAUUCCAUUGAAGUGGCUGCAGAGAUUGAGACUCCCUUGGUAGCCAAGAAAUCAAAGAAGAAGAAGACUUUGGAUUCGAAAUCCAAGAGGGAAACCCGAAAGCUUAGUGCUAACCUUGAGCCUAACGGGGAGUUGGAAAGGAAAGAGAAAGGGGGGAAAUCAAGUUCGGAUUUUGAUGCAAAAAAUGUGAAGAAAUAUGGGACGGCGCCAGCAGAGGAUGAAGGAGGACUUGGAGGGAAAGUUGCAGGAAAGAAGAGGAAGAAGGCAGAUGAUGAUGGGGUGGAUAUGUUGGUUCCUAAGGAAGGGUUCGAUGAUGAGAAUAAGCUUUUAAGGACCGUAUUUGUAGGGAAUUUACAUCUGAAAGUGAAAAAGAAGAUGUUGAUGAAGGAAUUCAGUAAAUUUGGUGAGGUUGAGUCUGUGAGGAUUCGGUCCGUUCCACUCAGUGAUACCAAGAAGCCAAGAAAGGGAGCUAUAAUACAGAAGAAAAUUAAUGAAAAAGCUGACAGUGUUAAUGCAUACAUUGUUUUCAAAACAGAGCAAUCUGCUGAGGCUUCCUUAGCCCAUAACAUGACUGUGGUUGCAGGAAAUCACAUCCGUGUUGAUAGGGCAUGCCCACCAAGGAAGAAGUUAAAGAGGGAGAAUGCUGUACUUUAUGACAACAAGAGGACUGUGUUUGUUGGUAACCUGCCGUUUGAUGUGAAGGAUGAAGAAAUUUAUCAGCUAUUUUGCAAUAUAAAUAAUUUGGAAUCCAGUGUUGAAGCUGUCCGUGUAAUUAGAGAUCCUCAGUAUGGUAUGAGCAAGGGUAUUGCCUACGUCUUGUUCAAAACAAGGGAAGCUGCAAAUAUGGUUGUUAAGAAACGAACUCUGAAGCUUAGGGAUAGAGAACUACGGCUGUAUCAUGCCAGAACAGAUUCAACUCCAUCCAAGAGAAAGGACUCAUCAGGCAGAGAAAUUGCUAAUUCCCCAGCCAAGAAGUUUGUGGUGGAUUCAAGGACUUCCUCAGACAAUAAGAACAAAUCAAAUACAAAAGCUUCUAUGUCAUACCAGGGUUUGCGCGCAAGCAAAUCAGAUGUCAACAAGAAAGUUCAUUCAAAAGGCAACAGAUCCAUAAAAACAAAAUUUACUACCUCCAGUGGCGAGAAAUCACAGGACAGGAUGACAAAAAGGCCUGCAGUUGCAGCAAGAAAGGCAAAGGCAAAAGCAGGUGGUCUAAAACAAGCUGGUGUAAAACGCAAGCUAGACAGCCGUACUCCGGAGAGUUCUCACCAGAAGAAUUCCAAAAGAAGAUUUAGGUAGAAUGUUAAACCAGGCAUCUCUCCGAUAUGUUUGUUUUAUUAAUACAUGUACAUCAAAAUGCUUACUCACAACAGGAGAGUAUCCAUUAAUUAUUAUUAUUAUUAUUAUUUAUUUAUUUUUUGAUAUUUAGUAAUCAUAUUGGAUCUUGAUUAAUUUAAAAUUAAGUAGCGUCAAAUUU
Molecule: messenger RNA, 1877 nt
Organism: Rubroshorea leprosula
Lineage: Eukaryota; Viridiplantae; Streptophyta; Magnoliopsida; Malvales; Dipterocarpaceae
Source: the annotation of a GenBank genome assembly